AUGACUGCAACUGUCGUAGACCAACCCGAUAAGCAACAAAAUCAGCAACAAGAUCAAGAGCAUACUUCGAAGCAGCAUUUAUCAGAACAACUGCAACCAGAACAUGAUAUUAUUAUUGCAUCGAUGGAAGGUACCGAUGACGAAGUUGCUGUUGCAGUUUUGCGUGACAUUUCCACCGAUGAAAGCUAUCAAACAACCGUGGAAAAUGAUCCAAAGAAUGAGCAAAAUUAUUCUGGAAGAAUUCCAGAUCACGGGGUUCUUUCGGCAAGUUCAUCACAUGCAAAAACAAAGAAAUCACGUAGAAGGAGGGGUGGAAAAGGACGCUGGAAACCAUACCGCACAUCGCUGAAGGAAAAAAUUGCCCAGGAAGAGAAGGAAGAACGAAAUGCAGUAGAAAAGCGAGAAAGACUGUUUUCACGUGGUAAGCCUAUGGCACCGUACAAUACGACGCAAUUCCUAGUGGAAGAUCAUGAGAAGCGUACGAUGCCGCCAGAUGUCAGCGAUUCGUUACCUGCGAUGGUUGCACAUCAACGGCAAUCUACAGGAGUAUUUUCACCAGCUCGUGAAAGAUGUGGUACCAUUGGUCAGUCAGGAUCUGAAAUGGGUGGUAAUACAACCGACAGUGCAAGUUAUUCAGGUGCAGAAGAUGAUGAGAUGGAGCGGCAAUUUGAUGCUGAUUAUGAUUAUGUCAAUAUGGAGCGCAUCAGUAAUAUGACUAAAGAUGAUGUUGCACGAGAAUAUAUGCAUUUGGAAAAGAUUAACGGUAAACUAGCGGAUCGCGUGAGUUUCCUACAGUUAGAAAAUGAUAAAUUGAAGCAAAUGUUAAAAGACCAUAAUAUUUCUUAUGAAGAUGUAUUACCAAAAAUACGACGACAUAGUGGUACAUCGGUUUCGGAAGCGGGUGAUGUGGUACGCAAAAGCGUAGAUGAAGCCAUGGGCAAUGGCAGACAGUAA
Molecule: messenger RNA, 954 nt
Organism: Brugia malayi
Lineage: Eukaryota; Metazoa; Nematoda; Chromadorea; Rhabditida; Onchocercidae
Product: cardiac lineage protein 1, putative
Exons: 5
Coding region: 1-954 (317 amino acids)
Biological process (GO): negative regulation of cyclin-dependent protein serine/threonine kinase activity; negative regulation of transcription by RNA polymerase II
Cellular component (GO): nucleoplasm; nucleus; cytoplasm
Molecular function (GO): cyclin-dependent protein serine/threonine kinase inhibitor activity; 7SK snRNA binding
Source: RefSeq, a predicted model, not a curated record